Molecule: messenger RNA, 759 nt
Organism: Malassezia vespertilionis
Lineage: Eukaryota; Fungi; Basidiomycota; Malasseziomycetes; Malasseziales; Malasseziaceae
Exons: 2
Coding region: 1-759 (252 amino acids)
Biological process (GO): hypoxanthine metabolic process; GMP salvage; IMP salvage
Cellular component (GO): cytoplasm
Molecular function (GO): hypoxanthine phosphoribosyltransferase activity
Source: RefSeq, a predicted model, not a curated record
AUGGCUGUCGACCCCACGUCUGUUGGCCUUCCCGAUGACCAUUGGCGUCCUACGUACGAGGACAUUCAUAUUCUAAUCAAAAACAUUUCAGAAAAAAUUCGUGGCGAAUUCAAGCCGGACUUGAUGGUGGCCAUUGGCGGCGGAGGCUUUUUCCCAGCUCGUGUCCUCCGCACCUUUUUGAAGAAGCAAGAUGAGAAAAAUCCGGAGCAGUUGCGCAACGUGCCCAUCCAGGCGGUUGGCCUGAGCCUGUACGAAGAGGUCGCUGGUAUUUCGGAGGAGAUGAUUGGCAAAGAGGUAAUCCGCACACAGUGGCUUGACUCUCGCAGCAAGUCCACACCCAACAGCGACUUGAAGGAUGCGGGGGGCCUCCUGGGAAAGAAUGUAUUGAUUGUCGACGAAGUCGAUGAUUCGCGCACUACCUUGCACUAUGCAUACAAUGAACUACUGAAGGACGUGCGGAGCACGAUCGCGGAACUGUCUCCAGAAGAACGCGCAAACCUCCCCCCGACGCGCUUCGCCAUCUUUGUGGUGCACAAUAAACUCGGCCCGAAGCGUGCAGAGCUCCCUGUUCUCACGUCGCCCGCAGACGACAAAAUCGAGGACGGCGUCAGCAAAGGCGUAUAUUACUAUGCAGCAGAGACAAUGCCCCCUGUAUGGAUCGAUUUCCCUUGGGAACAAAUCGAUAUUGCAGAGCACAACCGCCUUGCCGCGCUCGCUCGUCAGCACGGCCUCAGCGCGCCGCGACGGCGCGGAGCUUAG